GGCACAAAACUUUCUGCUGGACAAUGUCGCGACCCGGUCCUCCCCCGGAGUCAGACAGUUCUGAAGGUUAGACGUCUGAAAUCAAGGUGUCAGCUCAGCCACACUCCCUCUGAAGGAUCUAGAGGAGGAGGCUUCCUUGUCUGUUGCAGCUUCUGCUGGCUUCUGGUGUUCCUUGGCUUGUGGCAGCAUCACUCCAAUCUCUGCCUCUGUCUUCACAGGGCUUCUUCCCUGUGUCUGUCUCGCUGUGUCUUCUCCUCUUAUAAGAACACCAGUCUUUGGAUUUAGGGCCCACCCUAAAUCCGGGAUGAUUUCAUCUCAAGAUCCUUAACUACAGCUGCAAAGAUCCUGUUUCCAAAUAAAGUCACAUUCUGAGCUUCUGGGUGGACGUGAAAUUUGGAGGGGAUACUAUUUAACAAGCAACAAAAUAUGUCUGUCGAAAGGACCAAAGCUCACUGUCAGGGCACCAAUUGUGGUUAUAAAUCCAAAUACUUGUGUAUUAUCAGAAACAGUGUGAUAGAUGAUGCUAAGGCCUGCUUAAAAAAGCAUGAUGCUGGGACCAAAUAUUCUCACUCGUCAUCUAAUAAAUAUUCCAUCCUUUUACCAUUGUUGGCAAAAGAAGGAAAACUCCAUCUGCUGUUCACCCUCCGGUCCGAGAAGCUAAGAAGGUCACCUGGAGAAGUUUGCUUCCCUGGAGGCAAGUGGGAACCUACGGAUGUGGAUGAUGUGGCCACAGCUCUCCGCGAAGCCCAGGAGGAAGUGGGACUGCAUCCUCAUCAAGUGGAGGUCGUCUGCCGCCUGGUGCCGCAGCCGCUUGACAAAGACGCACUGUUAACCCCGGUUGUAGGAUUUAUAGACCACAACUUCCAGGCCCAGCCUAAUCCCGAUGAAGUUAAGAAUGUGUUCCUGGUGCCUCUGGAAUAUUUCCUGCAUCCAUAUGCCUACCACCAGAAUCACGUCACACGUUCUGGUCAUGAUUUUAUUAUUCAUUGCUUUGAGUACACAAACCCUGAAGAUGGUGUGACUUACCAUAUCAAGGGAAUAACUGCAAAAUUUGCCCUGCUCAUUGCCUUGAUUAUUUUGGGGAAAAAACCCACCUUUGAGGUUGAAUUUAAUCUCAGUGAUCUAAUAUCCUCUGAAGAGUCCUCCCUGGAGCCUCAUAAACAUGCUACAAGCAAGUUAUGAUUUAUGAGACCAGCAUCCAAAUAACUAUCUAAAAGGUUUUUGUGGGUGCUUAUCUACAGAACAGCAAUAAUGCCAGCUGUUGAAAUUUGACAGGUCAGAAUAUUUUUCCUGCAAUAAGAAUGUAAAAACCUCACCUUUUUUUCAGUUGCUGUCUAUUACCUGAAAGAGCAAAAGUCUUUCAAAAGUGGAAAAAUGUGUUUAUAGUGUUGCAUAAUUCACCUACAAUAUGUUAACAAUAUUUUUCUUACAAAUGUAAGAAAAUGUAUAUGGCACAUGGUAGGCACUUAAUAAAUAUUCAUUGGAUAUAUGACCAUGUGGCAUUUAUCUUAUUUGUAAGAGGUAAAUAUCUCUUUCUGUCUGUUGUUACAUGUGAUAGAAACUUCCAGCCAGCCAUCAGAAACUAUCCUCCCGUUCUUCUAUGGCAGUACGCUUGAAGCUGAGUCCAUAGCUCUCCAGGUAGAAACACCAUUACCCUUGCAGUUAAAUGUGGCUCUGGGACUUAGUUUAGGCCCAUGGGAUGUGAGUGAAAGUUGACUUUGCAGGUCAUCUCCAAUUUAAGAGAUAAGCCAGCUUUCCUGGAUUCUCUUUCCGCCUUUCCGUGAGCUGCAACAUGGAUUGAUCUACAGUCCAGCCUUGACCAUACAGAUGAAGACAGUUCCUGGAGGAAUGGCAGAACCGAAAGAUGGGAAGAGCUUGGAUCUCCGAAUGACUCUGGAGCAAAGCAACCCACCAUUCCGGGCUGGUCAGUUGGGACUGUUACUGGGAGAGAAGAAUAAAAUUCUGUUAUCUU
Molecule: messenger RNA, 1972 nt
Organism: Diceros bicornis minor
Lineage: Eukaryota; Metazoa; Chordata; Mammalia; Perissodactyla; Rhinocerotidae
Gene: NUDT7
Product: nudix hydrolase 7
Exons: 5
Coding region: 427-1182 (251 amino acids)
Biological process (GO): nucleoside diphosphate metabolic process; coenzyme A catabolic process
Molecular function (GO): acetyl-CoA hydrolase activity; manganese ion binding; coenzyme A diphosphatase activity
Source: RefSeq, a predicted model, not a curated record